This is a messenger RNA of Oldenlandia corymbosa var. corymbosa, 651 nucleotides long. The record is from the annotation of a GenBank genome assembly. Lineage: Eukaryota; Viridiplantae; Streptophyta; Magnoliopsida; Gentianales; Rubiaceae.
AUGAAGUAUAAGUUGGUUGAUGUGGUGUUUGACUAUGUGGCUUCUAGACAAAAAUACUUGGUGUUUUCUGUAUGCAAAACUCGUGGUGAAAAAGCUGGAAGAAAAAAAUAUCGGGCUGAAAAAUUCUGGUUUAGUAGUAGUAACAGUAGUGUUAUUACAUCGUCGUCGUCGUCAUUGCCACAACCAUGUUGGGAAGAGAUUGAAGAAGAUUUUCCAUGCCGAGUAUUUAGUGGGAAUUUAAUAAAUAAUGCAAUUUAUUGGUUAAUAGAUGAAUCAUCUUCAACAAGAAGAGGAGGAAAGAAUGAACUCAUUGUCACGUUUGAUGUUGAUGAAGAAAAGUUCAGAAUCAUAGACGGUCCACCGUUGUAUCAGGAUGAUGAUAAUAGCUUUCGUUUGAUUGAGGUCAAAGGAACUAUGUGCUUAACAGAUUUCAGUGCAGUUUGCAUGACAAAAACUUUGGAGCUUUGGGCUUUGAGAUUGGACAAAUGGGUGACAGAGUAUAAAGUUGAGUUGGAAUUUCCACUUCCAAUGCCGGGAAGCAGCAGAUUUGCGACGAGGAACUGGUAUGAUAUACAUCCCAAGUCUUCGGGAGAAGGAGAGCUUAUUAUAAGUCGCAGGUUAGCGGAAUGUACUACUCCUGCCGUCCCAUAA